AUGGGUCUUUGCCUGGCUUCUCUAAAGGUCCAGGUCUCGGCCUUGUCCAUCUGGUUCCAGCAGAGACUGGAGCCCUUGGCAGAUGUGCGUACCAUCCUCCAGGUGGGUACUCUGGAUAUAACCUCCAUUUGUCCCUCCGGUUGCUCCAUGGGAUUUGUCAUUGGUUCUUCGGGGCUUACAACAGACUCCUUUGGAACACUGGAAACAGUUGUCAAAUCUGACCCAUUUGCAGGAUGUACACUGGAAAACAGAAGCUGGACAAAUGAGUUCCUGCUCCUUGGAUUUACCAAUGAAAGAGACAAAAGUGUCAUACUAUUUAUUUUCUUUUUCCUGAUCUAUAUAAUGACCCUUUUGGGAAACAUAACCAUAAUCUCGUUGGCUACAGUGGAGAUCACGUUAAGAACACCAAUGUAUUUCUUUCUAAACAACUUUUCUUACCUUGAGAUAGGUUACACUACAACAACUGUACCUAGAAUGCUAUAUCAUCUGUUAUCUGGAAACAUGGCUAUAUCCUUUAAUUCUUGCCUCACUCAGAUGUAUUUCUUUUUUGUCUUUGGCACCACAGAAUUCUUUAUUCUGGCACUAAUGGGAUUUGACCGUUACCUGGCCAUCUGUCAUCCACUUCAUUACACUACAAUCAUGAACAAACAAUUUUGCUACCAGCUAGUGUUAGGAUCAUGGGUAAGUGGAUGUCUAGUUCCAACCGUACCCACAAUUGUGCUCUCUCGAAAGCCGUUUUGUGGCUCAAAAAUCAUCAACCACUUCUUCUGCGAUGUUGGCCCAUUGGUGAAACUAUCGUCACCGGACACAUUCUUCCUAGAUGUUUUUGUCUUUAUGAUUUCCGCUGUUGUAGUCCUCAGCUCAUUACUGCUUAUUACAAUAUCUUAUGUUUUUAUAAUCUCUGCUAUAUUAAGAAUAUCAUCAUCAUCUGGGCGCCACAAGGCUUUCUCAACAUGUGCUUCUCAUUUUUCUGUCGUAACUAUAUUUUUUGGUACUGUCAUUUUUAUGUAUGUCCGGCCAUCCUCUGUUGAAAAUUAUCAGAUGGACAAAGCUGUAUCAGUCUUUUAUUCUGUUGUUACACCGGCUCUCAAUCCUCUUAUUUACAGUUUAAGAAACAACGAGGUAAAAAGAGCCUUGAGGAAAGUCUUCCAAAGAAGACAAAAAUCCUUGGAAAGUUUAGGUGUCAUUUAUUCCAUUAAACACAAAGCAAAUUUUAGACAACAUUAA
This is a messenger RNA of Pseudophryne corroboree (corroboree frog), 1227 nucleotides long. Its product is annotated as olfactory receptor 6C4-like. Gene Ontology annotation, cellular component: membrane. The coding region runs from base 1 to 1227 and encodes 408 amino acids. Lineage: Eukaryota; Metazoa; Chordata; Amphibia; Anura; Myobatrachidae. The record is from RefSeq and is a predicted model, not a curated record. The transcript has 2 exons. Gene Ontology annotation, biological process: G protein-coupled receptor signaling pathway. Gene Ontology annotation, molecular function: olfactory receptor activity; G protein-coupled receptor activity; odorant binding.